This is a messenger RNA of Fusarium keratoplasticum, 2970 nucleotides long. RefSeq lists its product as uncharacterized. The coding region runs from base 1 to 2970 and encodes 989 amino acids. The record is from RefSeq and is a predicted model, not a curated record. The transcript has 3 exons. Lineage: Eukaryota; Fungi; Ascomycota; Sordariomycetes; Hypocreales; Nectriaceae.
AUGAACGGCAACAACUGGCAACAGUCUGACGACGACAAUGAAGACUCGUUUCAACAGACCACUGACACUGACGGGGAUCAGCUUGAUCGGGACAUUGCGGAGUACCACGUAAACCAGGAGAAUCGCCAGAGGCACAACCCCGACUGGUGGGGGACAAGGCACCCGUACCCAGAUAUUGGAGAUCCCGAUCGAGAGUUUAUCUAUGCACGGAACGUUCCCAUCUCUGAUGAAGAGGUUGAUGAUGCCGUUGCAGCAUACAACAAAGUCGCUACGAACCAAGGCACAGAGAAAUUCAACACCCUUGGCGUCUCCAUGAGGCCGACUACCCCUCCCAUGGAGCGGGCCAAGAAGCAGGUGGAGGGCCUAGCUGAGCAAGGCUUUGAGGUCACUACGGCACUGAGAGAUGAGAUUUACGAGAAAUACACUCGGGACAGCGGCCUCAUUGCUGCUCUACAAGAGUACUGCAGGAACGGGGAUGACGUCCCCAACGCCCACGCCAACGAGCUGCUCAAGAUGCUGGACCGCCUGAAAGCCCUCUUCGCCGAGGAGAUGGACAAAUCAAGCAAACAACUCCAGGAUCUGCGCGACAACUUUGAUGAUUACAAAAAGUCCAAAGAGGAGCGGGUGGAGAUGCUUGAAGAGAAACUCAGUGAAUCAGAGACUAAGCUCGCCGAAGCCAAAGACAAGCUAGAGUCUAAACACAGUGAAUUGGACAAGAUUCAACAGCAAGGCGGCAUGGAUUCGACAAAGCAGGCCAAUGGACUUUCUCAGUUAGAGGAGAAGGUAGCCCGCCUCCUCAAGGAAAAGGCUGUGCUCCAAUCCAAGAUUGUCAUGUACGAGGCUGGCAAAACCCGUAAGGAGGUGGAGAGCGUUGCUGGAGAUGAAUUCAGGGUGUCUGACGAGCACACGGCCGACCUGAUUGCGGCCGAAGACCGUGCUAAAACAGCAGACCGGGAUCGUCAAGCCGACAACCACUUUCACCAAGAGUUCUACGAGGUCAUGAAGGAGAAAGUGAAGUCCUGGGAAGCCAAGGCUACCACCGCCGCCAACGAAUCGAAUCAAUAUGGGUAUAUGUCGAGUGACGCAGUGCAACUUCUUCAAGAGGUGGCCCACGAUUUGGAUGGGAUGGUUCUGGAGUUUCAGAGAGGCUGGCCACCGGCUUACGAGGCAUUCAACGAUGGUCAGAUACAACGAGACAGCGUCACCAAAGAUGCUCUGGAAAGAUCCAGCAAAGGGCUGAAAGAGAAGUAUGAAGAGAACCAACAAGAUAUUCAAAAACUAGCACGACAGGAAACUGAAUUGAUGGAGGAGCUCGAGGAUGUUAAUAAGCUGAUAAAGAAAAAGGAGGAGAAAACCAAAGAACUCGACAAGUUGAUCAAAAAACUUGAGGAGGCAGAAGAGCAAGUUGAAAGACUCAGGGCCAAGGCAAACGCGGGCAGCCCUGCGCCAUCUCCGCCAGAAGAUUUGCAGAAACUAAGGGAAGAACUAAACAUCCACAAGGACUGGCUGGCGGAGAAAGAUGAUGAUAAUAUUGACCUCCGGAAAGCAAAUGAGACGCUGACGGGUCAGGUGAAGGAGCUUGAGAGGAGAAAGGAGGAACUGGGAAAACAACACAAGGAGAACCAGAACGAGAUCAAGAAGCUCCAGACGGAGAGAAUGAACCUCAUAGAAGAAAAUACUGGGUUAAGGAGGGAGCGGGAUGACCUCAGAGCCGACAUCAAGAAGGUCGGGGGUGAGAAGGAGGAGCUGGAGAAGGAGAAGAAGCAACUCGAGUCGGAACGAGCGACUAACCAAACUGAGCUUAAGAGGCUCCAAAGCGAAAAGGAUAAGCUGGAGAAGCUCCGACAAGACGACUCCCAGAGACUCAAUGAGUGUAUAGAAGCGGAACAGAAGAAGACGGGGAACCUCCAGGUCGACGCCAAGAAGCUUGACGACCUUCGAAAGGAAGUGGCACAGUUGGAAUCGCAGCAUGCAACCGAUCAAGACGAUUUGGAGAAGGUCAGAGCCGAUAACAGAGGUCUGACCAAGGAGAGGGACGAUCUCAAGCAGAGUCUUGAAAAGAAACUCGAGGAGGCAAAGGGUCUUCAGCAGGAGAAGAAGCAGAUGCAGGUCGACUGCAAGGAGCAAAAGCGGCAACUCGAGAGGAAUAUUGACAACCUACAAAAAAGCCAUGACGCCAAGGAACAGGAAGUGGAAGAGCUCCGCCAGCAAGGGGACUCCAACUACCUGUCCGCCGACGCGCUCAUCAGGGCCGCCGCCAGGGCAGUUAGAACGGCCGGCAGGCCCGACGACGACCAAACCCCUACCCUGGGAGGAGGCGAGAUGUCGCUCAUGGACCGGAUCAAUUACCUCAACCUGUCCGUCUUCCUGCGGACACGCAACUACGUCGAGCUCGCCCUCCGCGAAGGGUGCAACAGGCUGGCAAACAUGCUCAUCCACGACGCCAACAAAUGGGCCGAGCAGUGCAGAGAGGAUCUCUCCAAGAUGAACCCCAGUGUCAACAACCAGGUCCGAGCAUCCAUGUACGUCCUCAAUGGCCUCAAAAGGGUCAUGGUCGCCAAGGACAUGAACGAGAUCAGCAAGGGGGCACGGGAGUUCAAGUACGGGAAGAAGCUACUCACCAGGGAAGACGCUGACCGGGCCACAUUUGGCCAGCUCAUCGAUCUCGCGGGCAGCUUGGUCGAAUGGCUGGACAGACUCAACAUCUCGCAUGAUAAUCCCGAGAUGCGUCGAGGUCUGCAAGCUGACAAGGUGUCUUGGAGGAAGAACAUAGAGUUUGUCGUUAGGAGACGGGCCAAGCUUCAGAGUGGAUUGAGAAAUGAUCCAAACAUGAAGGCCAAUGCUUUGCGUCGUACCGGCCUUCAUUCCCCCUUGACCCCAGAGAGGUGGGAUGAUGAUGUUGGUCUCGAGGAAGAUCUCGGCGACGAUGAAGUCGUGUCCCGAAGACGAGGUUCAGAAUACGGUAACUGA